Sycon ciliatum is the source of this 3312-nucleotide messenger RNA. Its product is annotated as phosphorylase b kinase gamma catalytic chain, skeletal muscle/heart isoform-like. The record is from RefSeq and is a predicted model, not a curated record. Bases 313 to 1740 code for a protein of 475 amino acids. Gene Ontology annotation, cellular component: phosphorylase kinase complex. Lineage: Eukaryota; Metazoa; Porifera; Calcarea; Leucosolenida; Sycettidae. Gene Ontology annotation, molecular function: ATP binding; phosphorylase kinase activity; calmodulin binding. The transcript is spliced from 12 exons. Gene Ontology annotation, biological process: protein phosphorylation; glycogen biosynthetic process.
GCCCACGUUCCACACAAAUUUUUAUUUGAGGCAAAUCAAUGUCAAGUGAUCUACGUACCGAUAUCGCGAUAUCGAUGUGGAUGAUUAUGUGUGGCACUUUUCCUGUGAGUUUCUUGGAAGUUUUGCUCAGUUGCUAUUAAUUUUAUUAGCCUGGCUUGGGUAGUGUUGACGGUUUGAACACCUCCUGUGUGUAGGCUUCGAUAAAAGUUUUUCUUUCUUUCAAACGACAACUUUCCCUGUCAUAGUCAAGUGCCAUACAGAUCUUGUGAAGGAACGCCUUAUUUUCAUGUCUGAUCGACGCUGGUAGCAACAAUGGAGAUUCGCAGACGGAGAACAAGCUUGGCCCUGCCCCAGGACGAAUUGAGCACACAGCCGCUCGACCGCGUUGGCGCGGAUGACUUCUACGAGAGCUACGAGCCGAAGGGAGACUUGGGAAAAGGCUUAUCCAGUGUUGUACGGAGGUGUGUACAUCGAGAAACUGGCAAAGAGUAUGCUGUGAAAUUCAUCGACAAGACCAUCGAUAUAACCCUAGCCAAGGCCGUUCGCACGGAGAUUGAUGCCCUGGAGCGUGUCAGCCACCAGUACAUCAUCAAACUACACGAAUGGUACCAGAGUCCAGUCUAUUUCUUCUUAGUAUUUGAACUGGCAGCCCACGGUGAGCUGUUUGACCAGCUGAACAAGGCCGUGCGCUUCUCUGAGAUGCGCUCAAGAAUGGUGAUGAAGCAGUUGUUACUUGCCAUCGAGCAUAUCCAUUCGCUCAACAUCGUUCACAGAGACGUCAAGCCGGAGAAUAUUCUACUUGGGGAAAACUUCAAUGUUCGACUUUCAGAUUUCGGCUUUGCUGCGGUCAUACCUAACGACACAUCAUUGAGAGAGUUAUGUGGAACCCCCGGCUACAUGGCUCCUGAAGUGCUCAAGUGCGCCACCUAUCCGGAUGCACAGGGAUACGGCAGGCCCGUCGACAUGUGGGCAUGUGGUGUCAUCCUAUAUACUAUGUUAGUUGGCUUCCCGCCAUUCUGGCAUCGCAAGCAAAUGCUCAUGCUACGGCUGAUCAUGGAUGGAAAAUACUCUUUUGCCGCACCGGAGUGGCAUGAUAUAGGUGACUCGGCGAAGGACAUGAUCCGUAAACUUCUUGUGGUUGAUCCGAAUCGCCGGUACACUGUACAUCAGGCGUUGGCGCAUCCGUUCAUCUUAGAGGAGGGCACGCGUAGCAAGCGCCGACGGAUGGUGCUGAACCGCUUUGUGGGCGCGGUGGAUGCAAUUGUGGCCGCCAAGGUGCUCAACCGCGCCGUGUACAACCGCAGUCGCGCAUCCAGCGCGGAAACCCCCGAUCACUUGACCCCGUCGUCCCAUCACAGUGCAGCUGGCAGCGGGGGCGACGCCGAUGUCGGCUGUGACAGCAUGGUGUCGUCGCGGGCCAGCAGUCCGACGUCGGACGACUGCGACGACAUGGAAAUCCCGACGGUGGACACGGCACCUGAAGUGCCGUACGAGCACGCGCUCAUACGCAGCGCCAUCGACGGGCUGGCGUUCCGUGUUUACGGGCACUGGGUGAAGAAAGGCGACCAGCAGAACCGCGCCGCCAUGUUCGAGAACCAGCCGAAGAACGUGGCUCAGCGCGUGCGCAGUCGCAUGACAGGGGGUGUGAUGGCCACGCCACGACAGUCGGCGCGCGCUAGCCCCACGCCGGGUUCCGUGGCGACCGGACGGCCGGCCAUCAGCCCGCUGCCGCAUAUGUGAGCGCUCGCAGCUACGCAGUGUGUACGUGCUGUACGUGCUCGUGUCACAGUGUGUGUGUGUGUGUGUGUGUGUGUGUGUGUGUGUGUGUGUGUGUGUGUGUGUGUGUUGUGGUAAGACCUGUUCCUGGCCGAUGCGCGCCAGGUACCGCUGGUCGCGCAUCCUUGACUGCAAUGUCCACGCCGAAUGAAACGCUUCCCUGGAGCCGGCCGCCGUCUGAAAACACUGUGAGCACAUUGUGCUGGUUGUUUGCUGAUGGCGUACCUCGACUGCUCCUCUCUCUUCAUGUCGUGUAAGCUACAGCGCCAUUACUGUGUUAUCUUGACGGGUACGGCGCGUGCAGUAAUACGCCGUGAGACGUGUUCCCGGAAGUCAUUGAGUGGAAUUGAUGACUGGCCUUCAAGAUGCCGUAAAGCAUCAUGGCCUACAUGUGUAAGUCCCCGCGUUGAAUGAUCUUCAUCAGUUGAGAUCUGUGUCUGUCUCAAAUGCGUGGUUUGGUCCUCCAGGCUUGAGCUUGUCCGCUGUUUGCUGCAUUAAAAAAUUGUUGAAGCACAAUAGAGUUGCUGAACACGCUGGUGCUGUCGCUGCCAGCCUAGGUCAUUUAGUGUGUGUGUGUGUGUGUGUGUGUGUGUGUGUGUGUGUGUGUGUGUGUGUGUGUGUGCGCGUGUGUGUGCGCGUGUGUGUGUGUGUGUGUGCGCACGCCUGUAUGUAGGAUUUUAGGAGCGCUGCUCUUUUUUUUAAUGGUGUGGCAGUGCUGUGUGCGAGAGUCAUUUCACCCCCAUAUAUCUACCGGUUUAUUCGCUUUUCAAAGAUCUAUACUCUGCUGCUCUUAUCACUGUAUUUGGUAUUUACUCUGCUGAAUAUUUCCCGGCUGAACCUGCCCAUUCGCACACUGAACUAUCUCGGAAUGCUCCAUGGGCUGGCAUCUCCGCUUCACUGGCUGCUUGCGCUUGUCCGCUGUUCUAUAGCCGACCUAUCAUGACAAUGCCGCGCACACAUGCACAGCCUCUAUUAUUAAGUUACCCUCUAACUUAUGUUUUAAACCAUCUGCUCACCUCUCAGCAUCCCACCGAGUGUUUUAUAUUCUUCCUUUAUACCGUCUGAUCUCGGAAAUCCGUUCCGAAAUGCGGUCGGAAUUCGGAGGUUCCUCCGUAUAGGCUUACCGCAUGCAACGUAUUGUACAAAGCUUCUCUGUGUCAGCCAAUGUUCUGUUGCUCGAGUGCACGUUCGCUGCUACUGCUGUUACCGGUGUUAGCAUGCUGUAUUAUGCUACAGGCUGUUGGUGUUUGUUUCUUUCGCUACCUACACUGUAACACCACUCUGCAGUGACACUGACUUGGCAGCAGCCACAUUUUGAGGAUCACGACCAGGUUGAGCUUGAUAAUUUGUGUCAUUCAGCUGCUUUAUUUUUUACCGGUAUUUAAAAAAAAUGUCAUGCCCUGCAUGUUUUUACUGCUCUUUUAACUCUUUUUUACCGUCUUUCUUCUGUCGGUGCUGCCAAAUUAUGGUAUUUUGAUCAGGAUAUUCUUCUGUGACUUGAAAAUCUCUUUCUUCCAUUCCGCAUGGGGCUCAAUA